Messenger RNA from Pyrus x bretschneideri (Chinese white pear), 1591 nucleotides. RefSeq names its product senescence-specific cysteine protease SAG39-like. Gene Ontology annotation, cellular component: lysosome. Bases 370 to 1404 code for a protein of 344 amino acids. The record is from RefSeq and is a predicted model, not a curated record. The transcript is spliced from 2 exons. NCBI's taxonomy places the organism in Eukaryota, Viridiplantae, Streptophyta, Magnoliopsida, Rosales, Rosaceae. Gene Ontology annotation, molecular function: cysteine-type endopeptidase activity.
GUUUUUCCUUGAAUAUCUUGAAACGAGUUUCCUUCUCAUGAACGCCUGAGGAUCCACGAGUACAUUUCAGAACACAAUGUGAAAAACUAUAUCACGCACACAAGGACAAAAAGGUAAGCAUCAGGUCCCAAAUUAAAUGAAAGGUCAAUUUACUAAUAAUAAUCUUACAGGUCUAUAUCAACAUAUUUUCUAAGGCACGUACCACGCUGAUCAUUUUUUGGGGCACUGAAAUUGCUAUAAAAGCCAUUGUCUCUACCACCUUGAGUAGUAUAUAAAUGGCAGAGCAAGGUCUACCAUUUCAGUAUAUCUGCUCAUCAUCAUAUCCUUUACCAAAAUCCAGCUUGCUUCUACUACAAUAGCUAGCUACCCAUGGAGAUCCUAAACCGGCAGCUAUGGAAGUAUAUGUGCUUGGGCUUGAUCCUCAUGUUGGGAGCUUGGUCUACUCAAGCAACUUCUCGCAGUCUGCAAGAUGCAUCAAUGUAUGGGAGAUACGAGCGAUGGUUGGCUCGUUAUGGCCAUGUAUAUAAUGACGUCGAUGAGAAGGAAACCCGUUUCAAGAUAUUCAAGGAAAAUGUGGCGUUUAUAGAAUCUUCUAAUAAGGAUGCAAACAAACCUUACAAAUUAAGUGUCAAUCAAUUUGCAGACCUUACAAAUGAAGAGUUCAAAGCCUCAAGAAAUGGAUUCAAGGGCCAUGAAUGUUCCACGAAGACGACUUCUUUCAAAUAUGAAAAUGUGACUGCUGCUUUGCCAGCAACAAUGGACUGGAGAAAGAAAGGAGCUGUAACCCCCGUUAAGGACCAAGGCCAAUGUGGAUGCUGUUGGGCUUUUUCAGCAGUUGCCGCCACCGAAGUUGUUACACAGCUUACAACUGGUAAAUUGAUCUCUUUGUCUGAGCAAGAGCUCGUUGAUUGUGACACCGCUGGUGAAGACCAAGGUUGUGAGGGUGGUUUAAUGGACGAUGCGUUUCAGUUCAUCGAACAAAAUCACGGGAUUAGCACGGAAACAAAUUACCCGUACAACGGUGUUGAUGGUACAUGUAACACCAAGAAGGAAGCCAUCAUUGCAGCCAAGAUAACUGGCUUUGAGGAUGUGCCUGCAAAUAGUGAAAAGGCCCUUCUAACCGCUGUUGCUCAUCAACCUGUUUCCGUUGCCAUCGAUGCUAGCGGCUCCGACUUCCAAUUCUAUUCAAGUGGUGUCUUCACUGGAACUUGUGGAACGAGUCUUGACCAUGGUGUUACCGCUGUUGGAUAUGGCGUGAGUGACGACGGGACUAAGUAUUGGCUAGUGAAGAACUCAUGGGGUGCAGAAUGGGGCGAAGCUGGGUACAUAAGAAUGCAAAGAGAUGUUGCUGCACCUGAAGGACUUUGUGGGAUUGCUAUGUCUGCCUCUUACCCCACAGCUUAGUCAAUUAAAUCAAUGCCUACUAGCUAUAUGCCUUGUAGGUAGUCUGAUAUGUAUCAACCUGUAUGUCUAAAAUAUUUAUAAGAUAAUUAUGAUAAUUGCAUGGAUAUUUCUCAUCGUAAUCACGCACUUUUAAAUUUGAUAUGAAAGAUUAAAAUUAGGACAGCAAAAGUACACAUUUAUUCUCAGG